Messenger RNA from Podarcis muralis (Common wall lizard), 4242 nucleotides. NCBI's taxonomy places the organism in Eukaryota, Metazoa, Chordata, Lepidosauria, Squamata, Lacertidae. The record is from RefSeq and is a predicted model, not a curated record.
GCUGCGUCUGGCGUUGGCGGAGGUUCCGCCGGCCGCCUCUCUCGGCGCGCCAUGGCUCUGGAGCGCUGGGCAGAGGCGCUGUCCUUCGGCGCCUUCCAAAGGGGGCUCCCGCGGGGAGCUGCCUACGGCUACGGCGGGGAGAGCCCCGAGGGGCUGCGCCGGAGGGAGCUCGCCCGCCUGGCAGGAAUUACGUACCUUGACCACGCAGGCACAGCACUCUUCCCACAGAGUUUACUAAAAGCCUUCACUGAUGACCUCAAUGAAAAUGUUUAUGGGAACCCUCACAGCCAGAAUAUCAGCAGCAAAUUGACAAGUGAUACAAUUGAACAUAUCCGAUACAGGAUACUGCAGCACUUCAAUACAUCUGUAGAGGACUACACAGUCAUCUUCACUUCAGGCAGCACAGCAGCACUCAAACUUGUUGCAGAGGCCUUCCCUUGGGUUCCCGAAACAGCAGAGGAUCCUGGAAGCCGCUUUUGCUACCUCACUGAUAACCACACAUCUGUGGUGGGCAUGAGAGCAAUCGCUGAUGCAAUGAAUGUAUUGUCAGUUCCAGUGAAACCAAAGGAUCUACUGCCGGGGACAGAUGACUUGGUGGCUGGAGGGAACAGCUGCAAAACACCUCACUUGUUCUGCUAUCCUGCUCAGAGCAAUUUUUCAGGGACUAGAUAUCCUCUUGCAUGGAUAGAACAGAUAAAAUCUGGGCAGCUCCGCCCCAUCGAGGUCCAAGGGAAGUGGAGUGUGCUCUUGGAUGCAGCAUCUUAUGUCAGCACUUCUCUGUUAGACUUAAGCCUUCAUCAAGCAGACUUUGUGCCUCUGUCAUUCUAUAAGAUGUUUGGAUUCCCCACUGGUCUAGGCGCACUGCUGGUGAAGAAUGGAGCUGCUGCUUGCCUGAGGAAAGUCUAUUUUGGAGGGGGAACUGCAGCUGCCUACCUUGCAGGGGAGGAUUUCUAUUUACCGAAAAAAUCAGUGGCUGAGAGGUUUGAGGAUGGGACUGUUUCUUUCCUUGAUAUUAUUGCACUAAAGCAUGGAUUUGAUGCCUUGGAAAGACUUACAGGUGGAAUGAAGAACAUAGAACAACAUACAUUUGCCUUAGCUCACUACACCUAUAGAAUCCUCUCUACGUUAACAUAUCCUAACGGGGCACCUGCUGUGCAGCUUUACAGUGAUACAGACUUCAGCAGCCCUGAGGUCCAGGGUCCAAUCAUUAAUUUUAAUGUAUUGGAUGAAAAUGGAGAUAUAGUUGGUUAUUCACAGGAACCCUACAAGACUGACCAAGAGCCCAGCCAGCAGCACCGUGAUCUGCACACUGGUGUUCCUUGUGGCUAUGCUGUGGUGGAAGGAGGAAUACAGUUGUUGGGCCUGAGAGACUUGUGGCACCGCUCCCCACUCUCCUCAGGAAUGGGGGCUUCAAGAUCUUCUCUGUGCAAAUUUCAGGUUAUCGGGCCAUGCCACAGAUGUCUGAUUAUCUGCAUUGAUCAAAAAACUGGAGAACGGAACAAGGAAUUUCUUCAGACUCUGGCUGCCACCAAAGACAAAAAAACUAAGUUUGGAAUAUACCUGAUGAAUCAUGCUGAGAUGCAGGUCUCCCAUCCAGAUACAUUGUCAGUGGGAUCGCCAGUGUUUGCAGCGGUGAAGAAGAUUAUCGCAUGUUGAGCAUCGUCUGAAGAGCAAACAGGUGGAGGAAUCCUCAGCUAAACCUGCACAUGGGACGGUCUUGCAGAUUAUUCAUAUGUGUUCUCAACAGCAAUAUGAUCUUCUCCAAUAUUAUGAGUAAAAGGUCAAUCACCUUAAACAUUCAGAAAUGACAUGUCGCAGCUAAUCAGGUGGAUCAAUUUUUGCAACUCUAUAUCAUUUGAUCAUUUGAUUUCUUUUUUCCAUUCAGGUUCACGAGGGACUUGUUGCAGGGCAGUGAUGCUGGCUAGGAAAUUUAAUGUCCUCAAAAUGCCACUUCACAAGUUAGAUCGAUAGUUAAUAACCUCAAAUAGUCAGCUGAUUUAAAUUAAGUAUGGUGUGUGUGUGUGUGUGUGUGUGUGUGUGUGUGUGUGUGUGUGUGUGCAGUGUGGGGGGGGGAGAGAAGAAAUAGUGCUUUAGGCAAGAAACAGAGAUAGCUGGCUGGAAGUGAAGCACCUUGGGAUUCAAAGGCUUUAACGUGGAUAGCAAAUUUGCUGCCUUGCUGCAGUGCCUGCUGUGAGCUUCCACUUAUGCAAGUAGCACCUGCAACAAAGGACUCAUCCAGACUUCUGCUUCUUUGCAAAUUAUUUUUAUUGAUCUUCAACAAAUUGCCACCAAAUUAAUACAAGUUUAAAAGCUGAUUUCCCACCCUCCCCCAAAGGUCCCCUCUAUUUUCCUCCCUUCUUUGCUGCUCCCAAUAAAAUAACUUUUACAACUAUAUUUUCAAAGUCCACUCAUCCCUUCUCCCUACACAUCAUCUGCUAUGGCUUUUAUACAUUGUUAUAAUCUGUCCUCAAAAUAGUCGAAUAGAGUAAAUCCUCUUUUAUCUAUCUAUAAUAGUCAUUAAUCGGUUUUGAAACAUUUCCCUCUGAUGCCUCUUGAGUAGCACUUUGCCUGAGAAAAACAGGUCCUGCUUCUUCCCAGAGAACACACACAUAGUCCUCCCUAACAUGGCCUUGAACAUUGCUGUCUCACAUCUGGCCCCAGUAAUAAACAGAGUGAAAAGGAACCCCCUAGAAUUUUUUUGUAUAACUAUAUAAUAUACAUCCCCCCUCUCACACUGCCAAUCUCCCAGCAUCCCCCAUCCCUUGCAUUUCGCCAGUUUUAAUCCUCAAUUUUACAUACAAUCAGCUCAUAAUUAAUUAAUUAAUUAAUAAACAUAAUCCGAAUCUCUUCUUAUUUCCAACUUCAAGCUUUGGGGCUGAUGUAAUCCCACUUUCUGGUUUUCCCCAGCUUUUGGUCGCUCACCCAGCAGCUGGGCUUUAGCACCAAAUAUAAGCCUGAAUGGAGGGGAAAUUGGCCUGGUUUGUGAGCAUCUUAAAAAGCAUGUGUUAAUUAUGAGGAGGUGCCAUGAGUUUAUCCAGAAUAGAUCAUUCCAAACCAACCUUAUCUCCUUUUUUGAAACCUUUACUACUUUAGUCCUGUGCCAUUUCUUUCCUAUCUCUGUCUUGCUUGACCUUCAUGCACACACUGGCCCGUUUUGCUCUUCUUGCUCAUGGCAAGGCUUCACCACCACAAACAUAAAACAGUACAAGAUUGUGUCUUUGCAGCCCAAGCCUACAGUCUCUGCAAUCCAGUGCUUGCUAGUUCCACUACAUUCAGUGAGGCUUGAUCCCUGCUUAGUUUGCAUAGGAGUGCAGCCUGCAUAGCAGUGUAGAAAGUUAAUUACCUAAUUUGUGGACUGGCACCAGAUUUCCCCUUGUGCAUAAAGAUUGGUUGUGACACUUCACUUGAGUGGCACAUUUGACCAGGGUCAGCCCAGUGGCAAGGCAAGGUGAGCCAAGCACCACAGGCAUCAAGAUCACACACACACACACACACACACACACACACACACACACACCGUGAUUUCUGAAGUAGAUCUUCACUGAGCCCUUAUUCACUGGUGGGGAUGGAAAUGCUGUUUUGUGGUUCACCUCAGGUGCCAAAAUGUCUUGGACCAGCCCAGAAUCUGACCCAAUGGAAUAGUGAAAUGGAAUGCAGAGAUUUACAUAGCUACAGCCUAGAUGGAAUGCUGAAAAAAUGCCAAGUGGUAAAUUGAGCCACACUUUUUAUUCAAAUGAAUAACUGUAUUUGUGCACUGUCUACUUAAUCAAAAUAAUUUUGCGGUACAUCAAUCCUGACAAUAAAUGCUUUGCAGAUAUUAUCCAAAUAUUUUUGAAGCUAAAUUAUUUGUCUGAUAUUUGAGAUCUAUAUUUGAUAUCAUGGGAUACUUGAUUCCAAUAUUUUAUAUUUAAUAAUAUUUAAUAAUAUUUGAUAUGAGAUAUGAUAUAUUAGUAUCUGAAAGCAUUUUAUGGAAGACAUGAAAUAGACAUGAAAUAGGACUGUUAUUUUUUGUAAUACCAGCCAAAACAAUCAAGAGAAUGUAAACAAAUCCAAAGAACUCAAUUUGGAGGGGAAAUGUCUCUCAGGGCAAACUAUUCUGUGUUAGAAUUUGCACUCAUCUUUCUGAAAAGCAGGUUGAAAAUAUUUGCCAAAUUUCAAAUAUUAGAAAAUAUUUGUUUCAGCUAAAAUAUAUAAUUUGUUUUUCUAUGAGCUCAUUUAAUUAAACUGACAUCUCUUACACUU